AUGGAGAUAAUAGAAAAUUAUAGAAAAGCUUCAGGGCAAGAGGUUAAUCUAGCAAAGUCUUCCAUCAUGUUUGGUAAGAGUGUCUUGUCUGACAUAAGAACUCAGUUAAAAUAUGUUAUUGGCAUUUCUACAGAAGGCGGUAUGGGUUCUUAUUUGGGUAUUCCUGAGAAUCUACAUGGCUCGAGAACUAAGGUUUUCAGCUAUGUUAACGACCGUCUUGAUGAUCGUGUGAAUGGUUGGUCUGCAAAAUAUUUAUCGAAAGGUGGCAAAGAAGAGCUGACGUCAAAACUAACAAGUGCUAUUGCACGAUUCUGGUGGAAGUCUAAUGAUAAGGCACAGGGCUUGCACUGGGUAGCUUGGGAUAAAAUGUGUAAGGGUAAAUGUGAAGGAGGGGAAAGGGUGGUGAUAGGCUCUGGUUGUAAUACUUAUGUAUGGAGAGAUCCUUGGAUACCGGAUAACCCACCGAGGCCAGCUACUGGUCGUGGGAAAGUGUUACACCCUAAUUUAAUGGUUAACCAUUUAAUUAACCCAAUUACUAGGGAAUGCCAUUUGCCUAUUCUCGAGGAGUUCAUGGAUCCGGAGGAAAUCCCGAUUAUUCUUAGUUUGACGGUUAGUAAAUCCUUUAAACCGGAUAGAUUAAUUUGGCAUUUCACAAAAACAGGGAAAUAUUCAGUUAAAUCAGGCUAUCGGCUUGCACGAGAUUUGAUUAAGGAAGUUGAGUAUGAAUCGACGUGUGCCGACCUUAGGGCACAAGCCUGGAAACUUGAAGUUCCUCCGAAGAUUCAACAUUUCUUCUGGCAUAUAGCUUUCGGUUCUCUUCCAGUGAUGGAACGGCUUGCUCAUCGGGGUACCACUAGGGAUGGGUUCUGUCUCUAUUGCUUCUUUGAACUUCUGGUCCAAAUCUUGUUGGUCUUAGAAUACGACGAUUUUCAUGAGCCUUUUGACCCGAAUGUGACAGAUCUCAUCAACGGAAUAGGCAACAUCAAGAUCCUUCAAUUGACUUCUUCUGCUGUUGAGGUUAAAGGUGUGAGAGACCUACCUCUUGCUCUUCCAGAAACGGAGAAUCUGUUAGAUGGUUUCCGGGAUCCUGAUUUUCACGCAUUAGUGACUAGUCACUUUCCCAAAUGGCCAUGUGGACGUGCAAGGAUUGAAACUGACCCAGGAGGCAGGACCUAA
This is a messenger RNA of Camelina sativa (false flax), 1176 nucleotides long. Lineage: Eukaryota; Viridiplantae; Streptophyta; Magnoliopsida; Brassicales; Brassicaceae. The record is from RefSeq and is a predicted model, not a curated record.